Loa loa (African eye worm) is the source of this 771-nucleotide messenger RNA. RefSeq lists its product as hypothetical. The record is from RefSeq and is a predicted model, not a curated record. Bases 1 to 771 code for a protein of 256 amino acids. The transcript has 5 exons. Gene Ontology annotation, molecular function: ribosome binding; translation factor activity, RNA binding; mRNA regulatory element binding translation repressor activity. Gene Ontology annotation, cellular component: synapse; nucleus; cytoplasm. Gene Ontology annotation, biological process: negative regulation of cytoplasmic translation. NCBI's taxonomy places the organism in Eukaryota, Metazoa, Nematoda, Chromadorea, Rhabditida, Onchocercidae.
AUGACUGGCUAUGUUUUCUUGGUGUUUGAAGAUGAGCGUUCAGUGCAACUGUUAGUGAGUAAAUGUCAUAAAGAGGAUGACAAAUAUUACUUGUUUGUUUCUAGUCCAACGAUGCGUGAUAAACCGGUACAAGUACGACCAUGGCGUUUGGAUGAUAUGGAAUUUAUGCUUCGAGAGGAUAUGCCAUUAAAUCCACGACGAACUAUUUUCAUUGGCGGUGUACCUCGACCAACGAAAGCUCAAGAAUUGGCACGUGUUCUAGAUCAUCUUUAUGGAUCAGUUUGUUAUGUUGGAAUUGAUAUUGAUCCAGAAUUGAAAUAUCCAAAAGGAGCAGCACGAGUUACAUUCACCACUGAACAAUCUUUUAUUGCAGCUAUAAGCGGACGCUUUGUGCAUAUCCCUCAUGCUGAUAUGAGUAAACGGGUCGAAAUAAAGCCCUAUGUAAUUGAUGAACAGAUGUGCGAUGAAUGUGAAGGUGUACAAUGCGCUGGUCGUUACGCUCCGUAUUUCUGUGGUGAUGUGACAUGUUUGCAAUAUUACUGUGAGUAUUGCUGGGACUGUUAUCAUUACGGUGAAUAUUCUAAUGAGCGAAAAAUUUCGCAUAAGCCAUUGGUUCGUAUUGGUGAUCAGACUAAGCUCUUGGCUCAUCCACCACAUCAUAAUCAUUUAUCAAAUAACAAAGUAUUAUCAACCACAACUCCAGUUGUAGAUUGUUGCCGUCAUAUUGAUACUACAACAUGCUUUACCGUACGAUGUUCACAGCAUUAUUGA